AAAAAAAGAAUGCUUGAGAACAUAGUUUAUCUUUUAAAUUUAAACUUUGAGAGAAUAUACGCUUAAGAACAGAACUGAUCAUUAUUGUGCAUAGAUGUUGCCUUGACAACCGUGCGAAACAAUUAUGGAUGCCGACUGUGGCUUGCAGUGAGUAUUUGACAGCUCUUUGACAAUUUCACACUAUAAACGAUAGAUUACAUGCAAUUACAAUGUGGAUCAUAAUGAGCAUAUAAAUAUACAAUGCAAACUGAAGCAUCAAUUUUACCAGUAGUACAAUUGCAUAUGCAUAGAACUUUGACUAGAAAAUCAAAGCCCAUUUCAACAUUAGAAUCCAAGAAGCUGUCUCCUUGCAGAAAUACUCUAUUUUCACCAAAUAAAAAAUGUUUAAACCCCUUGCCUGGUGCACCUUAUAAAGGCAGCAUUAAACAGCAAUCACUGUCAGAUGAACAGAAAUCUAGUAGAAAAAGCAUUCUUGGACAAAGAGUAAUGUCAGCAAAAAUGCUUCGUUUCAAACAGCUGCAAAAUCAAUUAGCUGAUGCACACUAUCAUCUAAAUGAAUUAGCGAAUGAAAAUAGACUCUUAAAGGCAUUGCAGAAAAGACAAGAUUCUGCAUUAAGACGUUACGAGGGAACAAAUGCUGAGCUACCACGACUUAUAAAUUCCCAUCAUGAAGAAUUGAGAGUACUUCAAACAAAGUACAAAAAACUGAAAGAAUUGCAUAAAGAUACUUGUAACAUAUUGAAAGAAAAAGAAAAUGAGCUUUACACUGUAAAUUCACAAAACAAGCACUUAUUGCAACUUAGCAAAAAUAGACAUCUCGAAGAGAGAGAAAAGUUACAGUUACAAUUAUCCGACAUGAAUCAUAAAAUGCAACAGCAACAAGACACUAUACAGCUUUUACACAGAAAGCUUGCGCUGGAAACCAAGAGUCUAAAGCAUCAAUUACAUAUCGAGAUUUGUAAACACAAAGAAACACAGAAAAACUUACAGGAGACAAUAGAAAAAUUGAAAAGUUUAGAAUGUUUGUUGGACAAUAGAGAGAAGAGACUGUAUUACAAUGGUCAAUUACCAAUUAAUAUCAAAGAGAGAAAUUUAGUUAGCCAUUCUCUUACAAGCCUUAAAAACACAAGAUUAAUUAACAGCACGGACGAUACCUCUGAUACAUUGGAUGACACAAUCAAGAGGGACAGUUUUCAUUACAAUAAUGACGAAGAAAACGAAGAAGAGUUAAAUACACGUCUGGCAAAAGAUUCAGCAUUUCAGGAGCAGCACGUGUACGAGAGAAAAUCGAAGGUACUGCGCCAUAGAAUCACAGAUCUUUACGAUAGUGGCUCUGAAGAUGACUCCGACGAAAAGGUGGACGCAAAUAGAGAUUCCUCCGCCGAAUGUAAAACCAACGAUUUUCCUAUCUUACCUAAAUAUGACCAGGAAAAUCCCGGUAAAUCUAUCGACGACGCCAAUCGUACAGACAACAGCAAUCCAGAAAUUGAAGAACGAUCUAUCAUCGAAAGACUGAAGGGUGCGGAGCUACAGAGGAUAUCGAAUAACGUUCGAGAUAACGCGCGCUCGAGCGAAAAUCUAGAGGUUUCGCAACGCUCUUCAAACGCGAAGAAAAUCUGGUUGGAGGAUCAACGUUCUUCGGAGCGUAACGAAGAUAAAUCUCUUCCAACUGUUAGUAAGAAAGAUACGAGAGAUGAAGCGAGAUAUUCGGAAGAUGAAUCAGUAACACACGCCGAUAUGUCACACGGCAAGAUCCGUAAUGAUAUGUUGAAACCAAAUAGCACGCGCAAAGAAGUGGAAAAUUUGCCAAAUACAGAACGGGAAGAGGAUGAAGAAAAAACACAGCAAAUUCGUAGAAAGGAUUCUGUGACAAAUCGUCCCGAUGAGUACAAUAAUCCUACGCGUGACUUGGGAAAAGAAAAUUCUACAUUCAAGAAAGAAGAAACGUUAAAUUCGACACAGCAAUCCGACGUCGACGAAGGAACAGCAAAGAACAAUGAAACAAGUUUGGGAACAGAAACCAGCCUAAGUGUUUCGUCAGAAGCGAAAGACGUUGGCGCAUUAUUAUUGUCGAACAAUAAGCUCGCGUCUCAUGAUCUGAACGAGGAGAGCAACGACGCGAAAACUGACGUAACGGAUACAAGAGAAACAAAUGACAGGAAGAGGAUUACUUACAACAAGGAGAAACUGUUGGCCACAAUGAAAGCCAUAGAUGACAACGAGAAUAUCGAGUUUUUGAGUCAGGGAUACAAGAAUCACAACGCGGCCAAUAGAAUGCAGAUAACGGAAAAUUUAUAUCGCGGUUUGCCCGCUCACUCGAAGACAAAGCGCGACAUAAUCAAAGACAUAUUUGAGGAUAAUCAUAGAGAGAAUAAAGUCAGAGGCAAUUGCAGCAAAUCCCAUUGAAAUCUUAGAGGUGUGGUGGUUGUUAUUGAAGAUUACAGUAAAUAGGAUAAAACUUGA
Molecule: messenger RNA, 2463 nt
Organism: Pseudomyrmex gracilis
Lineage: Eukaryota; Metazoa; Arthropoda; Insecta; Hymenoptera; Formicidae
Product: lebercilin-like protein
Exons: 7
Coding region: 241-2406 (721 amino acids)
Biological process (GO): intraciliary transport
Cellular component (GO): axoneme
Source: RefSeq, a predicted model, not a curated record